CGAUCGUCAUCAUAAGAAGGCCCAGGCGUCUUUUUCGUUUGCUGGGCUCUUCCCAUUUCCGCUCGGUACACUCACCCACGCACCCUCGACCGGCGGCCGGGGGGGAACCGGCGGUGGCGGCCGAUCGCCGUCCGAGCUCGAAGUGCUUUUUGCUGGCGGCGAUGGCGAGCGGGGACGAUGGGUCGUCGUCGGCGUCGUCUCGAGCGGUGCCGGGUAGCGUGUGCGUCGCGGUGGGGAGCGACGGCGCGGAGGGCGAGCUGGCUCUCCUGUGGGCGCUGGAGAACUUUCGGGGCGGGUUCAAGUACUGCAUCCUGCACGUCCGGCAGCCCGGCGAAGCUGCAAGGCAGAAUAUGGACGAGAUUCUGGAUGCGUACAUUCAAAUGUGUAACCAAGCAAAGGUUUCUUCAAUGAAAUUAUAUGCUGAGAUGGAGGAUGUAGGACAAGGGAUUGUGGAACUUGUUGAGCAGCAUUGCAUCAGGAAGCUUGUUAUGGGAACAGCAGCAACUAGUCACUACAUUGAGGGCAUGGCACAGCUUAAAUCUACAAAAGCAAUGUUUGUGAACCAGCAUGCUCAUCCAUCCUGUGAAAUUUGGUUUAUCUGCAGCGGCAAUAUGGUUUACUUGAGGGAAAGUAGGUCAAGUACCUCUUAUCCGUAUAUUGCGACAUCGUCGCAACCAGUGAGCUCCCAUGUUCAAUCUGGACAGAGUACUGCAGGUUCAGAUAACUCUGGAUCCGACUCUAGUGAAGUUGCAGAUAAUCUAGCCUUGGUUCAGUUUGAACAUCCUGAAAGGAGCGACGAGAGCUCAGCAAGAAGUCCGGUGCGUGCACCUCCAUCUAGUGUAGCAGAAGGAAUUAACAGUGAGGAACUCUGUGAACAACUUGACAGAGCAAUGUCAGAGGUUACAAAGGCAAAAAGGGAGGCACUCCAAGAGUUGAUUCGCCGUCAGAAAGCUGAAAAGGCUGAAAUUGAGGCUAAGCGCAAAUUUUGUGCACUUGAGAACUCACGUGCUGAGGAAUCAAGUCAGAGGAUUAAUAAUCUCAAGGAGAUGCUAGAGAAAGAAAGGGAGAGAUGCAAAAUGAUCGAGAAUGAGAGAGAUGACUUGCAAAUGCUGUUCGAAAAUGCACUUAAAGCUAAUGAGGAGCUCUCAGCAAACCAAGCUGGUGAACCUUCAAGUUUGAACUCGCAGGAUCAGGAAGUCAUUACCAAGUUUUCUUUCUCAGAAAUUCUGGAAGCUACAGAAAAUUUCAAUCCUUCCUCAAAAAUAGAGGAAGGGGAUUAUGGAAGCACUUACAAAGGUUUUCUUCGUCAUACCCAAGUGAUUAUGAAGAUGAUGUGUUCUGAUAGCUCACAGGGCCCAUCACAGUACCAUCAGGAGCUUCACAUUGCAAGCAUGUUGAGGCAUCCAAAUUUGGUCACCCUCAUUGGGGUUUGCCCAGAAGCUUGGGCUCUCAUCUACGAGUAUCUCCCAAACGGUAACCUUGAAGACCGGCUAAACUGUAAAGAUAACGCUGCCCCACUAUCAUGGCAAACGAGGAUACAGAUAUGUAGAGAUACAUGUGCUGCACUUAUUUUUUUGCACUCCUUCAAACCUCAUGGGAUAGCUCAUGGUGAUCUGAACCCCCAGAAUAUUCUUCUUGAUGCCAACUUCGUGGCUAAACUGAGCAACUUCGGAUUGCGUGACGCAUCUUUCAGUUCCCAUACAACAGGAGACUUUUCUGCUGAGUCAGAUGUUUAUUCAUUUGGGGUCGUACUAUUGCGGUUGCUUGUUGGUCAAGCAGCAUUUAAUUUAGACGAGAUUGUGCAAACUGCAUUGGAUGCUGAAGAGUUAGAUACUGUGUUGGAUCAAAUGGCAGGGCCAUGGCCACUUGAGCAGGUCACAGAGCUGGCACGCCUAGCUUUGGGUUGCUGUGGGAUGGAUAUUAGCAACCAACCAGAUCUUCAGUCAGAGGUGUGGCCGCUGCUUGAACAAAUCCAAACACUAUGUGAGCAAGCGCCAUCAUCUGAUCGUUCUUCAGGAGUUACUCGGCAAUCCUGGUCAUCUGAUCGUUCUCCUGGUGAAGAGCAUACCCAGCCUCCUUCGUAUUUCCUCUGUCCAAUAAAACACGAGAUUAUGGAAGACCCUCUUGUGGCAGUGGAUGGCUAUACAUAUGAGGCGGAGGCGAUAAGGGAGUGGCUGGACGGCCACAACACCUCGCCCAUGACGAAUCUUCCACUCGAUAACCUACAUCUCGUGCCGAAUAGGAUUGUUCGGUCGGCAAUUCAAGAAUGGCUUCAGAUCAAUGAAAGCUAGUGUGGCUGUCAAACAGCAAAAUCUAUGUACAGUUAGUGCUGCUCCGGUGGGUUUUCUUGUACAUAUACACAGCAGCAGGAGUGAUAUACGUAAGAGCAUACGCCCGUGAGUAAUACACGAGGUUAUGAUAGUAAUUUCGUGUGAGCAGGCCUGUUUUUGUUUAUGCUUAGUCAAAAGCAAAAAGUAAUUUUUCACUUC
This is a messenger RNA of Eucalyptus grandis, 2489 nucleotides long. RefSeq names its product U-box domain-containing protein 33. Gene Ontology annotation, molecular function: ATP binding; ubiquitin-protein transferase activity; protein kinase activity. Gene Ontology annotation, biological process: protein phosphorylation; protein ubiquitination. The coding region runs from base 162 to 2291 and encodes 709 amino acids. The transcript is spliced from 9 exons. The record is from RefSeq and is a predicted model, not a curated record. NCBI's taxonomy places the organism in Eukaryota, Viridiplantae, Streptophyta, Magnoliopsida, Myrtales, Myrtaceae.